CUUCUCGAUGUUCUUAUUAAAUAUAAGGCCCAACUGGAAAAUGAAAACGCUGCCGGGAAGACAGCUCUUAUGCUUGCUGCUUUCAAGGGGAAUACAGAGUGCGUUUGCCACCUGAUUGAGGCGGGUGCCCGGAUCGACCACGCCGACCGCAGUGGCCUCAGUGCGAUUCACUAUGCCGUUGACGGCGAGCACCGUGCCACCGUGCAGCGCCUUAUAGAACUUGGUGCCGAUCCUAACGCCAAAGAUUCAAACCUACAGUGGACUCCGCUCCUGCGAUGUGCUGGACUGAAAAACAACGGCAAUACCGAUGUGGCGCAGCAGUUGAUUCUCAUGGGCGCACGGAUUGACGAGCAGGACGUACAUGGCAAGACGGCACUUCACAAUGCCAUUAUCUGCAAGCAUGCUGCUCUCUGCCAGUUACUGCUAGAACAUGGCGCCAGUCUGACAAUUGAAACAAAGGUUAUACUCUAA
Molecule: messenger RNA, 471 nt
Organism: Dibothriocephalus latus
Lineage: Eukaryota; Metazoa; Platyhelminthes; Cestoda; Diphyllobothriidea; Diphyllobothriidae
Source: the annotation of a GenBank genome assembly